AUGAACCCGCUUAGUGUUACUUCUGCUGCCGCACGGAAAGGCACUCGUAGCUGCAUCGACUGCAGACAGCGUAAGGUCAAGUGCAUCUGGCCAGAUGCUGCUGCAAAGACUUGCAAAAGCUGUCUCGAGCGCCGACAACCUUGCGUUCCACAGCGUGUGGUCCCUCGAGAUACUCGUGUCAAUCGUGUGACAUCGAGACAUCGUAUCGCUCAACUGGAGCAGAAUGUUUCUACAUUGUGGAACCUCGUGCAGAAGCUCGAGGCUCGAGCAGGUAAUUCUGACAGCAACCGCUUGAUGUCCAUGCCUGUGAACCGUGCCGGGUCACAUCUUCUCCAGACUGCAGAUGAGGACGACAAUACAGACUCGGAUGCAUCGGAAACAUCUCCAGCCAACGCUCCCACACAUCUGAGACAGCUCUUCGAUGAUGGCCCUCUGGAUUAUGCGGAAGUGCAAUCUCCAUGGAUGACAGGCCAGCACAGUAGUCGGAUUGAGCAUCGUAAGGAGCGAGCAAGGACUCUAUUACGACGUCUUUUGCCACCAAGAGAGAAAGUGGCCUCAAUCGCGGCUAACUCCGGGCCAUGGCUGAACAUAAUAAGAGACAUGCUGUUCACACCUUAUGGCGUGGAGUCUACAGCCACGAUUGUUUCUCGCUGGGAUAAGGUUCAGGAUCCCGAUGUGAGCCCAAUAGAACUUGCCAUGCUACUCAUUACGUUAGCGACUACUAUUCAGCAAAUGCCGGCAGAGACAGUGACCCAGAUCUUCUCAAGUCUGGAGGCUGGUUACGACUUCAGUCAGAAAGUGUCAGACGUGGUCUCGACGGCCAUAGUCAACGAUGAUGUCCUCGCUGCAUCACUAGAAGGUUUGGAGGUUUGCUGCUGGUGGCUCCGCCUUCAACUGCUGACAUCAGACGAGAAGACUUAUCUUGUCCUUCGUAGAGUCAUUGCUUUAGGGGAGAUGCUUGGCCUGCCCAAAGUUGCAAAUGGUAUCAGCGCAUACGAAGCUAGAAAGUCCGUGCUCCGAUCAGAUCUAACGCCUGCACAACAUCGUCAAGCCGGUGGAGUCGCCUUGUGGACAGCCAUAUGUGCAGCCGAUCGACUCGCCUCGUUGCUUUUCAAUUUCCCUCUCGGGACGGGUCACUACCAAUUUUUGCAUUGUGAUCCGUAUCAGGACGGCCAGGUUGAUCCACAAACAUAUCUGUGUAGACUGGCCGACAUUGCUACUGGCGUACAGGCCAUCGACAAUCUCAGUGCCCAAGGCGCAUCUCCAUCUGAGAUGUGCGACAAGGCCCUUCACGUCGAUCAACAAUUACGCAAGUUGUACGGGUCCGUACCGAGAACGUGGUGGGAGGCCUUGCCCGACAGAGCUUCUCCCGAUGGCUUCCUACAGCACUUUCACAAUUAUGUCAUUGUGCGAGCACAUAUGCAGCUGGCUUUGAAGAACGAUGCUGGGACUCAAUUUGCUUAUAGCGAGCUGAUAUGUAUGGAGGCAUGUCGUGAGCUGGCACGACUAUAUACUAUCGUGCGCCGGAUGCUGCCUAGUGGCUUCUUUGCCUCGCGUGUCCUCGAUCUGCAAGCUCUGACUGCAGCUAUUGUACUGCUCAAGAAGCAGCAUCAAGCUCCACUAUCAGCGUCUGCCGCUAGCCAAGAGACGACUGCCAUGCUUAUUGAUCGUUUACUCGAAGCCAUGGACCUAGGAGCUAGUUUUCCGGGAGGAAAGAUAGCACAGCAAGGAGCUCACGCCAUUCGAGCCAUUGCCGCACUUCUUAGUGACAAGCAUUCUACCGAGGAUAGGUCCCUCACGCUUAGAGUACCGCUGCUUGGUAGGAUUGACGUCCAUCGUAAAGCGCCGCAACCUGUCCAGCCUGCACAAGAGCAGGUGAUGCAGCCCAGCCAAUACUGGCCCUCCCUAGCGCCUAAUCCAUCGGCGAAUGAGGCAGGGAUCAACGUCAAUGGCCAAGCAUUUGUACAGGAGAUCGACCCGAUGGCCUGGUCCUUGGAGAUAUCUGAGCUUCCUCCUUUCUUCUCUGAUGAUGCCUAUGGCCAAGAUCCCUGGUUCUCGUUUGGCAUACCAAAUGUUGGGAUAGAGGGGCUCGGAGGCAGCUAG
Recurvomyces mirabilis is the source of this 2103-nucleotide messenger RNA. RefSeq lists its product as uncharacterized. Gene Ontology annotation, molecular function: zinc ion binding; DNA-binding transcription factor activity, RNA polymerase II-specific. NCBI's taxonomy places the organism in Eukaryota, Fungi, Ascomycota, Dothideomycetes, Mycosphaerellales, Teratosphaeriaceae. Gene Ontology annotation, biological process: regulation of DNA-templated transcription. The transcript has 3 exons. The record is from RefSeq and is a predicted model, not a curated record. The coding region runs from base 1 to 2103 and encodes 700 amino acids.